Molecule: messenger RNA, 567 nt
Organism: Emiliania huxleyi CCMP1516
Lineage: Eukaryota; Haptophyta; Isochrysidales; Noelaerhabdaceae
Exons: 1
Molecular function (GO): protein binding
Source: RefSeq, a predicted model, not a curated record
GGAGCACGGUUGCUCAUUGAGUCGGCGGCACUCGGCGACGUGGCCUCGGUGUCGCAGUCCCUAGCCAAGGGCGUUGAUCCAAACGUUGGAGACUACGACGGGAGGACGGCGCUGCACGUUGCCACCACCCUCGGCCAGAUGCGCGUGGUGGAGGCGCUGCUGCGAUCGCCCACCGCACUCGUCGAUGUCUUUGACCGGUGGGGCAAGACACCGCUGCAGGACGCGUCGGAGAAUGGACACGAGGCUGUGGCGACGUUCCUCCGGGCGCACGGCGCCACCGUCAAGAGCGCAAAGGCGGCGAAGUUUCUCUGCACGGCGGCAGCUGCGGGCAACAUCGACCGCCUGGUGCGGCUCCUGGCCGAGGGGAGCGAUAUCAACGUGUCGGACUACGACGGGCGGACCGCACUCCAUCUCGCCGCCUCGGAAGGGCACGCCCCGGCUGUUCGCUGGCUACUGUUGCACGGCGCCAACGCCAAAGCCCUCGAUCGGUUCGGCGGCUCGCCUCUGGACGACUCAUAUCGCGAGGACCGGCACGAGGUGCGCCAAAUCCUCCAACAAAGCUCGGCG